Messenger RNA from Adineta steineri, 486 nucleotides. Lineage: Eukaryota; Metazoa; Rotifera; Eurotatoria; Adinetida; Adinetidae. The record is from the annotation of a GenBank genome assembly.
AUGCUUAAACGUAAAACUGCUGCUGAAUAUUUCGAGAGAAAUCUUGAACUUUGUUGUGAUACAAUAAGAAACACAUCUUUAAGUACAUUUUUAUCAUCGUCGUCAAGUCUUUUAUCGGUUUAUGAAAAUUAUCGUCGUGCAUUUGGUUAUAAUAGCUUAGCCUUCUUUCUGUCUUCAAUAGUUGGUUUUGGACAUUUUGGUGGUUAUUCAUUAACUUAUAGUCGAAAGACAAACAGUUACAAACCAAUAACUUCCAAAAAGAGUCGUUACAUCCAGAAGGUGUACGACGCAACAACAACAGCUGAAAAGAUAAUAAUAAAACAAAAAUCUGUUGAAGAACAACUUGAUUUAGCUUCUUUUGCUAUGAAAUCUCAAAAUACAAAAGUUACCGAACAUUUACCAACACCUUUACCUGAUGAAAUCUUGCACCCAAUUGUUAAAGAAACAAUAUGGGAUAUUCAAUGCAUGUCUUUUGACUUACUUUAA